ACUGGUCAGAGCAGUGCUGGAAAAGUGUGAAGAACCAAAUUUAGCAAAGACAUUUCAACUAAGUUUUCAGCUAUGGAUGACUUGUGCCUAUUCGACGGCGACACUUUGCUACCCAUCCUUCCUCCGAUACUCCUCAUUGAGUUUAUAGUAGGAGGUCUGUGCAAUGGGAUUGCUCUCUGGAUUUUUUGUUUUCGCAUUAAGACUUGGAAUAGCAGUACCAUAUUGCUGUUCAACCUGGUGCUGGCCGAUUUUCUGCUACUGCUUGCCUUGCCUUUCCGAACCAAUUACUACCUGCAGCAUAAGAACUGGGUCCUUGGUGAUUGGUUUUGCAGGAUGAACCUGUUCAUGCUGGCAAUGAACCGCACUGGGAGCAUCUUCUUCUUAACUGCUGUGGCUCUGGACCGUUACUUUAAGGUGGUUCACCCAUACAGCCAGCUGAGUGCCCCAUCUGUUGCCAAGACUAUCUGCACAUCCUGCAUUCUUUGGCUGAUGGCCACCUCCAUGACAGCCUAUCUCCUAGUGAAACCUAAGCUGUUUCAAAAGAACGACACAGAAGCAGUGAUACAUUGUGAAAGCUUUGCCAUCUCUCUCUCCUUUGACUCACAUGGUUUGUGGCAUUGGAGCCUGUUUCUGUUGGAGAUCUUCCUUCCAUUUUGCAUUGUGCUGUACUGUACCUGUCAUUUUGUUCGAAAACUCCAAAAAAGAGAACUCAACAAGCAAGGUCGCAUUCAGAAGGCUAUUCGGCUAACUAUUGUGGUAAUUAUAGUCUUCCUCCUGUGCUUCCUGCCAAGUAGUCUUACCAGUAUUGUGAUUUGGAUCAAGAGAGCCUCAUACCAUAAGGAGUGUCAGAGCUUCAAAGUGUGGGAUAACACCUUCUACAUCACCAUGAGCCUGACAUACAUGAGCUGUGUGAUGGACCCUGUCAUCUAUUGCUUUUCCAGCACCACAUUUCAAGAGCUAUAUUUCUUCAAGUUAUGGAAAACUUUUAAAAAGAAAACAGUUACAGGUGUCACGGAUUUAAGAACACGACAAUCAGAGGACACAACCAUUGCUAGCGAAAGACCUGCUAACCAUUUGCUUGUCCAGUAGGGCACAAUAGACAGUUUAGUACUAUUAAACCAUCCUUUUUGAGGAUAUCUUUCAUGUCAUCAACUAAUGGCUAAGAUACAUUUAAAGAAGAACUCACAUAAUUAGGACAUCCUCCAUUCAGCAAAUUGACACGGUAACAAAGCACCUCACGCACAAAGGACAAACAUUUCACUCUUAACUGAUUACUGAAUAUAAGCCAAAUGACUUUGUGACAUCCAACUACUGUAAACAUGGAAGUUUAUGUCAAACAUGUAGUCAACUUUAAGAUCAAAGACAAAGUUGCCCCUCGUUACAAUGUCUCCAUUAUCAUCAAUUAAGACAUUUUCUGACCACGUUGCCACCCUUCAUCUCAACUCCGAGGCAAGAGUUAAGAGAAUCAGAGGAUUAAAAAAAAAAUCAAAUAUGCAGCAAGAACCUCUGAAAGUGGAGGCCCACUGCAUCAUUGUCAAACUGUGGAAAAGACCAUGGAUUUUAUGGUUAUUCACACCUAAAUGAGCUGUUACCGCUUUGUGUUUUAAUUGCCUCUGUAGAUCUGCUUAUUCUUUUGUAUGCAUGAAAUUUUUUUUUUUUCUUUCUUAUGAGUCUUAGUGCUUACUUUGAACGGUACUACACUUACUACAACAGCUAAAAGUCUUCUGUGGUUUGGUUAUAUUCUAUUUUCAGCAAAAAAAAUUUUAAAAAGUUGA
Erpetoichthys calabaricus (reedfish) is the source of this 1775-nucleotide messenger RNA. Its product is annotated as hydroxycarboxylic acid receptor 3-like. The coding region runs from base 73 to 1089 and encodes 338 amino acids. Lineage: Eukaryota; Metazoa; Chordata; Cladistia; Polypteriformes; Polypteridae. The record is from RefSeq and is a predicted model, not a curated record. Gene Ontology annotation, cellular component: membrane. The transcript has a single exon. Gene Ontology annotation, molecular function: G protein-coupled receptor activity. Gene Ontology annotation, biological process: G protein-coupled receptor signaling pathway.